AAGAAAAAGCAGGCCAGCUGGUUUUGUGCGCCUUCGGUGGUGGGCAGUCAUCACUUUAGAUUAAUUGUAAAAUAUGAAAUUGUAUUGUUUGUCUGGCCAUCCGACCCUGCCUUGCAAUGUCCUCAAGUUUAAAUCCACCACCAUCAUGCUGGACUGUGGGCUGGACACCACGUCUGCUCUGUAUUACCUCCCGCUACCGUUAGUGCACAGUCCGAGGCUGUCCAAACUCCCGGGGUGGGUCUCAAAGGACGGCACUGUAAACCUCGAGAAAGAGCUAAAGGAGUGUGCAGGUCGAGUUUUUGUGGAUUCCCAGCCAGAAUUUUGUCUUCCUGAGAGAGAGCUACUGGACCUGUCCACUGUCGAUGUGAUCCUGAUCUCUAACUACCACUGCAUGAUGGCCCUGCCCUACAUCACAGAGCACACAGGCUUCUCAGGGACCGUCUAUGCAACAGAACCCACGUUUCAGAUCGGCAGGCUGCUGAUGGAAGAGCUGGUUACGUUCAUGGAGAGAGUUCCAAAGGCACAGUCUGCCACCUGCUGGAAGACCAAAGAAAUACAGCGGAUGCUCCCCGGCCCUCUGAAGGAUGCAGUAGAUGUUUGGUCAUGGAGGACAUGCUACAGUAUGCAGGAGGUGAACUCUGCUCUCAGCAGGGUGCAGCUGGUGGGAUACUGGCAGAAAGUGGAGCUGUUUGGUGCCGUCCAGGUCACUCCCCUCAGCUCUGGCUACUCGCUCGGCAGUUCAAACUGGAUCAUCCAGUCACAUUUUGAGAAGGUGUCUUAUGUUUCAGGCUCCUCCCUUCUCACCACUCACCCUCAGCCCAUGGACCAGAGCUCGCUGAAGAACAGUGACGUCCUCAUCCUCACAGGCCUGACCCAGAUUCCCACCGCCAACCCAGAUGGCAUGCUGGGAGAAUUCUGCAGCAACCUAGCCAUGACGAUCCGGGCAGGGGGGAAUGUGCUGGUGCCCUGCUACUCAUCUGGAGUGAUCUACGACCUGCUGGAGUGUCUCUAUCAGUUCAUGGACUCUGCUAACUUGGGCACCACCCCCUUCUAUUUUAUCUCACCUGUGGCCAACAGCUCGCUCGAGUUCUCCCAGAUCUUUGCCGAGUGGCUUUGCCAGAAUAAGCAGUCGAAGGUUUACCUCCCUGAGCCUCCAUUCCCACAUGCUGAGCUGAUCCAGACCAAUAGGCUGAAACACUACACAAGUAUCCAUGGCGAGUUUAGCAGCGAGUUCCGGCAGCCUUGCGUGGUGUUCACGGGCCACCCCUCCCUGCGCUUUGGGGAUGUCGUGCACUUUCUGGAGCUCUGGGGGAAAUCAAGCCUUAACACCAUCAUCUUCACCGAGCCGGACUUCUCCUACCUGGACGCCCUGGCCCCCUACCAGCCCUUGGCCAUGAAGUGUGUCUACUGUCCCAUCGACACACGCCUCAACUUCCACCAGGUGGCCAAACUGCUGAAGGAGGUGCAGCCUCUCCAUGUGGUGUGUCCGGAGCAGUACACCCAGCCUCCUCCGGCUCAGUCCCACCGCUCGGACCUGAUGCUGGAGCUGCAGCCACCCCCCGUGGCCUACCGCCGCUGCUCCGUGCUGGGCCUGCCCUUCCGCCGCCGCCACGAACGCAUCCAGCUGCUGCCCGAGCUUGCCAAGGCUCUGGUGCCUUCGGAAAUUAAACCCGGCAUCUCCGUGGCAACCGUAUCCGCGGUUCUGCAGUCCAAGGACAACAAGCACGUGCUCCAGCCAGUCCCCAAACCCAUCCCAGUGCCUCCCAGUAAGAAGCGUAAGAGAUUGCUGGAGGAGGUUCCGGAGCUGCUGACUCCGAAGCCCCUGCUGAGUGGGGCGAUUCCCCUGGAUGCUUUCCUGGCCUCACUGCACAAGGUGGAAGACCUAAACACUCUCACACACACACACUCACUCACUCACUCACACUCUCUCACUCACUCUCUCACACACACACGUUCACCUCUUUCUUUCUGUUUUAUUUAUCUCUCUCCUUUCUCUCUUAACGUGACUGAGACUUUUAUCCAUGUGAUCUGUAGUAAUCUGCAUUGGGCAGUUUGAAUGUUGACUCUCAUUGGAGCAGGUCCAGAAUCAGUGCUGUUAGAACAGGUCCAGGAUCAUACGUGCACACACGCACACGCCCUGAGGCUUUCAUAACAAAUUUGCAUCACAGAUAAUUAAAGUUGUAAUUAAAGGUGUUACGACACUUCACCAAAGAGGCUGAUCACUUCCUUUCCUUCACGACUUUUAUUUAGCCAUUCAGUAAUCAUUUACUUUAAUUAUAAAAUUAUUUAAUUUAACAAUAGUGUGGGACGGUAUGAUUCUCCACAAAGAACCAAAGCACUCCGCUGGCUUUCCUGCUACACUUUAAUAAUUAACCGAUAAUUAACACGGUGGUGACUUAGUAUGACUGCAGAGGAAGGUGACUAAUGCCUCUGUCAUGUGUGCGCAUACAAACGCGCCCAUGCACAUGCCACAGUGAAAACCUCCCCUUACGUUGUGGUGAAUACUAGUCCUGUUAGUAACUAGUCAGUCCUGCCCUGUCCUGCCUUCCUUAUCCAGGAACUCAUGAAACUGUGAAAAUGUCUUUUCCUGUAAGCAGGAGGUGUAACCCCUGACACACACACAUGGGUAAGGGAGUGCAGCACAGCGCUGGACGGGGGUAGGAUUAUAUAACCUUACUUAUGUUCUGCUCCAGCAGCUGCCGACAGAAGCUCUGACCAUUUUAUUCUUUCUGCCAACUCACUCCUCUAAUACCAGUGGAUACCGCACCGCCCUAGUUCUUCUCCAUCUGUCUCUGGCCCUCGCCAGAGCUUAACAUGAUGGAGACGGCUGAGUGAUCUGAGCACUGUAGAGGAGUGUGUUACCACCAACUUCUAACCCUGUGUGUGUCCUUAAUCCCAGUCCUACUAGUACAUUUGGAUGGCAAGAGCAAGAGGCGUGCGCGCACACACACACACACACACACACACACACACACACACACACCCAUGGUCCCUCCUUCCUUACCCCCCGCCCUUUACAUCUUUUACUGUCUGGCCACUUUCCCCUGGCAGCCAGCAUAUCGAUCACACACUAAUUAAACAGGAAGUGCCGACCAGCUGUGUUUCCUCAAGCGUGGUGAAAGGGCCCCAGGACACCACCCGCGUGCGCCACACGCAUGUCACCUCCGCUGCCUCCAACCACACUGGGCUCUCUGUGCUCCCAACUCGGAUGUUCAGGGAGCGUGCAGCAUUUUGGGGUUGCCGUAGUGUAGUGGUUACGAGCUUCCCA
Electrophorus electricus (electric eel) is the source of this 3268-nucleotide messenger RNA. RefSeq names its product integrator complex subunit 9 (gene ints9). Lineage: Eukaryota; Metazoa; Chordata; Actinopteri; Gymnotiformes; Gymnotidae. Gene Ontology annotation, cellular component: integrator complex. Gene Ontology annotation, biological process: snRNA 3'-end processing. The record is from RefSeq and is a predicted model, not a curated record.